AUGGUAUUUUCUGUCAUCGGGGAUUCCGACAGUUUUGUUCCCAGACCGUGGGCAAAAUCAGUUUUCCAGACCGCAUUGAUUGAGGCGGCUAAAUGUGCAGGUGAUACAUGGAUCCUCUAUCGAGGAAAUGACUAUGGUGUGUCUUCCAUUGUGUGGAGUGCGUACCGAAAGUACGGGGACAUGGAAUUUCGCGACAAGAACCACAGCGUUCCCAUGAACGAUUCAGAGAGACGGGUGAAACUGAUAAGCCUACCUGGAGAAACUGCAUCCCCUGAGACGAACAAGGUUUAUGAUGUUAUGAUGUACCUUGAUAUAAAUACAGACAAGACUGCUUUCUUACUCGACUUUGAAGUAUAUGUGUCUCAACAAGAAGUUCCUUUUCUUAGUCAAACAAUAGACUUAAAGUUGCCUAUUCCAAUCGUCAUCUUGGCAUGUGAAGGCGAUAUACAUACGAUAGAACACAUAGCCAAAGCUCUGAAAAAGAAUAUCCCGGUGAUCAUUAUCAAAGGAUCGGGAAAAGCUGCCGAUCUUAUAUUGGAUUAUAUGGAAAACACAGAACUUCUCAGAAAGAAAGCAAGUGUUCUCUUCGGAAUUCGUUUCGAUGAAAAAACUUUAAAAUUCCUCACAGAGCAAUUAGAAGCUAUCGCCGCGGCAUCUGAUCUGGUUGGUGUAUUUGACGUUAACAGUGAUGAUCCUUUGAAACUGUCAAACAUCAUAGGUGAAGCGAUAGUUAGCUGCUGGGCUACUGCACAAAUUCUAAAAACUACAGGUUUGCUUUCAGAUAAAAAUAUGAAAAGUCAUUCAGAGCUGCAGGCGGUGAGGACAUUGCCCUUUUUACAAAGUAACGGUUAUGUACAAAUCGGUGCAACAGUAUCCGGAGGACAGAUUUGUAAAAGUAAUGCGAUACUGCCAAAGGAGGAGGAAAUAAAUAAAGUAUUUUCGCAACACAGGGAAUCAAGGGCUUAUGUUUUAGACACGAAAUACUCAUCUCCAACCUCCCUACCAUUGUACUUUUAUUUUGAAUACCAGUUUCUGCAAGAGUUAAAAAAACUUAAAGAAUACGGCCAUAUGCUGCUUUUUGAAGCAUUAAUUGCCAACAGAUGUGAUUAUGUUCGAGUUUUACUUGAUCAUGGAGUUGAAUUUAAAUUAUGGAAUUUAUCAGAACUUUAUGAACAGACUCUUUCCUGUAAAGACUGCCAUUUUAAAAAGGAUGACUGUCUACAUACUCAAUGGCUCCUAAAGCAAAUCGAAGAAAAGAAAGCUGAAAAAGUAUGUUUUAGUCAUAGAAAAAUAACAAGGAAAAUACAGAAAAAAGAAAGAAAGAACCAAUUGAAAAAAUUGAUAGCUGAUGAAGGAGAACAGGAAAAAAUUGCUGAAUCUGCAAAAGGAUUAUGCCGGAAAAUUCUUGGGUAUAAAGAAUCAGGGAACAAUGAUAAUGGACCAAAGAAAUGUGUGGAUACCUCUGAUAUUUUACUUUGGGCGAUUUUUGCAAAUCGGAGGGAAAUAGCUGAAAUAUGUUGGCUUCGAACGGAUAACCAUUUGGUAACUGGUCUAGUCUGUGCUGCAGUGCUGCAGAAGUUGUCUAAAAAGGCAAACAACGUGAAAGAACAAAAUCUGGCAACAGAAUUUGCUAAUCAUGCAAAAAUGUUUGAGGACAGAUGUUUGGCAAUAAUGGACGGUAUGUAUGAAGAAGAUGAUAAAAACGCAAUUGACCUUAUGGAUGACGACGUGAAUGUUUGGGGUAUAAAAUCAAGUCCGCUUACCUUUGCCCACGAGAAUUUCAUGUACGACAUUGUAGCCCACACAUGCUCCCAGAAGAACAUGAACAAGCAGUGGUACAACAAUCUGGCUCCGGAUUUAAAACCAUUUCUUAAAUCCGUAUUUCGAAAACCAGCGAAGUUUUUUGCUGCUCCUCUUACAAGAUACAUGUACAAUUAUGUCAUGUUCUUCGUCAUGCUGGUGUUUUACAGUGCUUUUGUUCUGACCAGUAUAGGUGAUGAGUACUAUACAUUGGAUAUAGCCAAAGUCUUCGAAUAUUAUGUUUACUUCUGGGGAGCUGGUGAUCUCAUAGAGGAACUCAUAAAUUGUUUUGGUUGUUUGGAAUCAAAAGGUCGAUCCCACCGCGGUUAUUUUUCUAGACUGAAGAGAUAUCUAUAUGACUUCUGGAAUUUGGUAGAUCUUCUGUCCUAUGCUUUACUGAUCACAGCGUUGUUUGUACGCCAUUUCCACCCGUCCACCAAUUUUACUGUAGCAAGGAGAAUGUUUUCGCUUUCUCUUCUUGUUAUGUACCUGAGGUUUCUCGAGGUUUUUCUAGUACACAGAAAAAUGGGACCAACUCUGAUCAUGAUUAAAGAAAUGCUGAAAGAUCUUCUCUACUUUCUUGGGCUCGCGGUAUUUGUUGUACUUGGUGUGGGAAUGUACUACCAUGCUAACUUAUGGCCAGAUCACCCAACUAUUUGGAGUGGAAACUGGAUUAACUGGAGGAUUUGGACGAUAAUCUAUUAUCCCUAUUGGCAGUUAUACGGGGAAAUUAAUAACGAAGUGUUGGAAGGGGAGGAACUCUCAGGCUGUACAAACGAUACAAAUAUUUGGAAGACAGACACUUCUAUUAAUCGCUGCCCCCAGGAGGACUGGACCGUAACUGCUGUAGCAGCUAUAUACAUGCUGUUCUCAAACCUGCUUUUGGUGAAUCUUGUCAUCGCCAUGUUUAGUUACACAUUUGAAAGAGUUCAGGAAAAUUCUGAAAAACUCUGGAGAUUUCACCGAUGUACGGUUAUCAAUGAUUACGAGCAAAGGUUACCUUCCCCGUUCAAUCUUUUAACUCUUCCUUACCGAUUGGCUUGCUGUCCGAGAAGAAAAGGGGGGUGUAGGAACAAACUUAGAGGUAUCUAA
This is a messenger RNA of Saccostrea echinata, 2892 nucleotides long. RefSeq names its product transient receptor potential cation channel subfamily M member 2-like. The record is from RefSeq and is a predicted model, not a curated record. Gene Ontology annotation, cellular component: membrane. Gene Ontology annotation, molecular function: monoatomic cation channel activity. The coding region runs from base 1 to 2892 and encodes 963 amino acids. The transcript has 21 exons. Lineage: Eukaryota; Metazoa; Mollusca; Bivalvia; Ostreida; Ostreidae. Gene Ontology annotation, biological process: monoatomic cation transmembrane transport.